AUGCAUCACCGAAACAACUCUCAAAGAAAAUUUGAAAUCUCAUUGAACAAUUUCGUGAUCGACUUUCAAUUCGAACGUAUAGCCGGCCAUUCGCCAUUACGUGAGUUUUCAAUAAUCAAUCAACAUCUCAACACAUCGGCGUCGGCCAACAAUCGAUUCUUAACUAUUAUCUGGGCCGACAAUGAUCAUUUAGUUUUAUUAACCCUUUCUACAACUGCUAUUGACGGUUACUCCGCAAACUUUUCUAUCGCUAUUUGUUGCAUAAUGUCGGAUUCAACAACAACGACAAGUGAGAGCCAAAAAAUUUCCACGAUAUCGGAUUUAACUAAUGUCACGCAAACCAACACGACUGAACAACAGCAAGCAACAAGAAGUGCUCGUUCGUCGAUUUUGCUAAAUGGACCUAGUAUGAAAGAUCAAUCUUCAUCAUCAUUCAUCGUAUCUCUCGAUGAUCGUUCAAAAUAUCGCUCACCAUUAGUUUCGCGCUAUGCAUCCGUCGAGAUGAGCUAUAAUUUCAGUGAAAUGAAGAAGUUCUCGACAUGGCGUCGACUUUGGUUUUGGCUAGCAAAGUGCCAAAAGCAACUCGGCUUGGAUAUUACUGAUGAACAAUUAGAUGAAAUGGAAAGAAACUUAAACAAUAUUGAUUUUGAUGUAGCAGAAGCAGAAGAACGUCGACGACGACAUGAUGUCAUGGCACAUGUACACACAUUUGCUCGUUGUUGUCCAAAAGCAUCACCAAUCAUUCAUCUUGGCGCAACAUCAGCUUUCGUUGGAGACAAUGCUGAUUUAAUCGUCAUGAGAGAUGCAUUUGACAUUCUGAUUGUCAAACUUGUACGGUGUAUAAACCGUCUAUCCCAAUUUGCACAAGAAUACGCCUGUUUGCCAACGCUUGGUUAUACACAUAUGCAGCCUGCACAAUUAACAACGGUUGGAAAACGAGCAUGUAUUUGGAUACAAGAUCUACUGAUGGAUUUGAAGAAUUUCGAUCGAGUAAAGAGACAACUGAAAUUUCGCGGUGUGAAAGGUACGACUGGUACACAAGCAUCGUUUCUUCAAUUAUUCAAUGGUGAUCAUUCGAAAGUGGAAGAUCUCGAUCGAAUGGUCACUGAAAUGGCUGGCUUUGCGAAAGCAUUUAUUAUUUGUGGUCAGACAUAUACUCGUAAACUCGAUGCUGAAGUUGUCAGUGUUCUCGCCGGUUUUGGCGGUUCUAUUCAUAAGAUGUGCACUGAUAUUCGUUUAUUAGCUAGUUUGAAAGAAAUAGAAGAACCAUUCGAAAUUGAACAAAUCGGAUCCAGUGCUAUGCCUUAUAAACGUAAUCCAAUGAGAUGCGAACGAUGCUGUUCACUUGCACGUCAUUUAAUGACAUUAAUUAAUGAUCCACUUGGUACACAUUCUGUUCAAUGGAUGGAACGAACAUUGGACGACAGCGCUAACAAACGUAUUUGCAUUCCGGAGGCUUUUCUAACUGCUGAUAUUAUUCUAUUCACAUUACAAAAUAUUUCCGAAGGUCUUGUUGUUUAUCCUAAAGUUAUUGACAAGCAUAUAAGACAAGAAUUACCAUUCAUGGCUACAGAGAAUAUUAUUAUGGCUAUGGUUUCUGCGGGUGGUAAUCGACAAGAAUGCCACGAAAAGAUUCGUACUCUAUCACAAAAGGCAGCGGAACGUGUAAAAAUCGACGGUUUAGACAAUGAUCUCGUCGAACGUGUGAAAAACGAUGCGUAUUUCGCCCCUAUUGUCAACAAACUCGAUGUUCUUCUCGAUGCGAAAACAUUCAUUGGUCGAGCACCCGAACAAGUUUAUGAAUUCAUUUCACGUGAAGUCGAACCAACAUUAAAGAACUUUUCAAGUAUUAUCCCACACAAACCAGCUGACCUAGCCGUUUGA
This is a messenger RNA of Adineta ricciae, 1884 nucleotides long. The record is from the annotation of a GenBank genome assembly. NCBI's taxonomy places the organism in Eukaryota, Metazoa, Rotifera, Eurotatoria, Adinetida, Adinetidae.